GUAAAUUUACAAUUUUAGUUUUUUUUUAGUGCUUUACGUAAAAUUUUGAAUUUAUUUCGGUCACUCGGUUGCCCAUCGAUGAUUGAAUAUUUUACGCGCGGGCCGACUACGUUUCGCAGUCUUGACGUGAACUUUCUCUACGCACCCUUUUGAUCGCAAUCAACCGGCCGUAAACAACAUGAGAAAACUCGAUUUUCGCGCACACCUAUCGCUGCACUAUUUCUCUUUGCGACUACUUUUACUGGGUCUGUCACCGUCCGACCCGAAAAAGAAUGACUCUUAAAAUCCACUCCUGUGGUCUAGUAGUAGUUUUCGAGUGACCAGAAAAAAACCACACAAUGCCAAAAUGCGGAUUGCACACGAAAUAUUUGCCAGCGACGUUUGCAUGGAUACUGCUACUUGGGACGACUGGGGCUUUUUUUUAUUAUCCAUGUCGAUUUUUUGCUCAAUUUUAUCCAUGGGUACCAGUCGUUCAUGGUAUAGUUACGUUUUUUGUUAUAGCAAACUUCACAUUGGCUACAUUUAUGGAUCCAGGUGUAAUACCAAAAGCACCAGAAGACGAAGACACUGGUGAUGAUUUCCAGUCACCUUUGUAUAAGUCAACCGAAGUGAACACAAUUCAAGUGAGAAUGAAAUGGUGUUCCACAUGUAGAUUUUACAGGCCACCAAGAUGCUCUCAUUGUAGUGUUUGCAACUGUUGUAUAGAAACAUUCGAUCAUCAUUGCCCAUGGGUUAACAAUUGCAUUGGUCGUCGCAACUAUCGCUAUUUCUUCUUUUUUCUUAUAUCACUUAGUAUACAUAUGGCGUCUAUAUUUGGUGUUUGUUGUUGGUAUAUUUUAUAUCAUAAAGAUAAAAUUGGAGACAUUGAUACUUUAGUAUCAUUAACAUUGUGUGGCUUAGUAAUUAUUUUGUUCAUUCCAAUUUUUGGUUUGACUGGUUUUCAUGCUGUAUUAGUAGCUCGUGGUCGAACAACUAAUGAACAAGUUACUGGAAAGUUCAAAGGUGGUUACAAUCCAUUUUCACACGGCUGCCGUCUUAAUUGUAUAAUUAUUUUAUUCGGACCUCAGUUUCCUAGUUUGUUAAAAGUGAAAACUUCUAAGUAUCAAAAACAUAAAAAACAGAUUCAAAACAGUUUUAAUGUACCUCCACCAUUAUUAACAAAAGAAGAUAAUUGUGGGCCACCUGUUGCUAAAACUUAUUUGGAUAAUAGCAAUGGCCUACAUCAUUCUUCAAAUAAUUACAAUAAGAUGUCGCCAGGUAGAGAGUGUUUAGAACUUGAUAAUGAAUUAACUGCCUCACAGUCACAAGAUUGUGAACCAACACCACCAUUACAGCGUCAAGGUUCAAAAAACAAUUUUUACUUGCCCUCUUAUGAUACAAAUGACAGUGCCAGAAUGUCUUAUGUGACACGAACAGCACCACACCCAUCACGACCUAGAAUGAACGAAAUGGGUAACAGUUUGUCAAGAGAAACCAUGAUAGAUCCAAAUCGUCAAUCUAACAUCAUUAUGCAAAGUCCAACUAUGCAGCAGAGAAUGAAAGCUAUCGGGGUACCUACUGCUUUGGCAUUGUCUAGUCCAUUAAGGCGAUCAAACCCUGGAACUCCAACUCAAGUAAAACGACCAGACUUCAUAGGAGUUGGGUCUUCUACUAAACAUUAUGAUUAUCAAGAACGUAGUCCACAACGGCGUUUUUUGUCUGAAGGCGACAUUUUACGUGAGCACGAACGUCCACCUUCAUAUCCACGAAUAAAUAAUACAGUUGACAAUAUUCAAGAAUUAGCUGGAUCACCGCAGAGAGGUGUUUAUACAUGGAAAGACACUCCUGGCACAACUGGUUCUUACUAUGUCCCUCGACAAGCACCUACAUUCAACUAUUGUGCAGCACAUAAUGAUUAUAGAUCUAAUCCAACUAGUCCAACUACAAAAACAUAUUACCCAGUUCGUGGAGGAGUUCCUGUUUAUCCACCUCAACCAUCACCUGUAGGCAAGAAAAAACCUCCUCCUGUACAGACAAGGAGACCUAUGUCUUUUGCUAGGGCAUUAGACCAUGAUGCAAUAGAGAUGUCAAUUAAUAGAGGAAACAACACUGAUAACGGAAGUCCCGAUCGUAAAAGUGCUUAUGACAAAAACUAUGAAAUAUCUGUUUAAGUGUGUUGUUGAUAGCUUUCUUUUUGACUUUCCAAAAUCUUUUUCUUUUUUUUUUUUUAAUGUUAUGUUAAAUUAUUGCCAUGUGCAUUUUCUGUAAAAAUUGAAAUUAACUGUUGUAAAUAUAAUAUAUAUAUAUUUUUUCUUAAGGCCCAUCAAAAGCAAAUAUAUUACUUAUAAAGUUGUGUGUUACAGGGUGUUGUAGGAUAUGUUUAAAAUAGUGAUUAAUUAUAUUUAUUUGAAGUUAAGCAAUUUCAUCUUAAACUUUGUUUUCAUUAUCUUACUUAUUUGUUAAUUUUAAUGGUAGAACAAUUAAUUAUAAAGUCUAGUCAUAAUUUCUAAAAUAUUAA
Molecule: messenger RNA, 2497 nt
Organism: Melanaphis sacchari
Lineage: Eukaryota; Metazoa; Arthropoda; Insecta; Hemiptera; Aphididae
Gene: Zdhhc8
Product: palmitoyltransferase ZDHHC5
Exons: 9
Coding region: 339-2150 (603 amino acids)
Biological process (GO): protein palmitoylation
Molecular function (GO): palmitoyltransferase activity
Source: RefSeq, a predicted model, not a curated record